Messenger RNA from Lasiosphaeria miniovina, 1824 nucleotides. RefSeq lists its product as uncharacterized. Gene Ontology annotation, biological process: regulation of mRNA stability; nuclear-transcribed mRNA poly(A) tail shortening. Gene Ontology annotation, molecular function: protein binding; mRNA binding. Lineage: Eukaryota; Fungi; Ascomycota; Sordariomycetes; Sordariales; Lasiosphaeriaceae. Bases 1 to 1824 code for a protein of 607 amino acids. Gene Ontology annotation, cellular component: P-body. The transcript has 3 exons. The record is from RefSeq and is a predicted model, not a curated record.
AUGUCCAACAUUAUGAGCAAUCGUAACAGCACCCCCGAGGUGGGCAACAUCUCGUCGCUGAGGCCCCCUUCGUCCCGCGCCGUCGGCGUCGGCCAGGGCCUGCGUGCCUCUGCCGACAUGGGCGUCCUCACGGGCCAGGGUGCCUCGAGCCGCAUCCGCCCGUCCUCCGACUUUUACGGCCAGGUACAGUCCGCCCACGGCCAGGGGAACGCCGACCUCGACCCCCAGGAUAAGCUCGCCCAGCAAUGGAUCGCCGACAUUGACCAGUACGAGACCACGUUGGAGGAGAUGGCUGCGGCAACGCUCGACCAGGACUUCAAGGACGAGCUGAGCGCCAUCGAGCAGUGGUUCCGAGUCCUCAGCGAGGCAGAGCGGACGGCAGCUCUGUAUGCGCUCCUACAGCAGACCACUCAGGUCCAAAUUCGCUUCUUUAUCCAGGUUCUGCAACAGAUGGGCAAGAGCCACCCAAUGUCGGGCGUUUUGUCGCCGGCCAACUUUGACAAGGAUCCCAUGACGAAUCGUCUGAAUGAUGCUAUGACCAAGCUCAACGUCAACGACUCGGCUCGCAACUCCCUCGCCCGCCCGAGCCCUGGCCUGAGCGUCAAGCGCCACUCGGGCCUCGACACAUCGACGAUUAAUGCCAUGUUCCCAGAUGCAGCGGCGGCCAUUGCGACGGAGAAGGCCAAGUUUACUCAGCAAACUGGCAACCCUCCCACGUCGACCCGGAAUAGCUUGAUAGAUAACAGGGGCUCUAUGGUCUCCCUGGCUCCGGCGAUAAGCGCACCGAAGGACGACUCUAGCAUCCAGAGCCCGGCCCUGUCAUGGGGGCCGGCUGACGUGUCGCGUCCCAAGUCGUCUUCGGGCCAGCCUCCCAUGGGCCAGUUUGUGCAGCCACCGCCGUCGGCUGGUGCGCUGCGAUCGCCGCGUCACCAAAUCUCGGGCAACUCAAACAUACAGAACACGACGUUGACGACUGAUCAGACGGUGUCCGAUAUGCCCCUUCUGUCUCCCUAUGGGCCUUCGGGCGGAAACUGGUCGUCGAUGGUGAACACGCCCAUGGUGCCGACGUUCAACCAGAACCAGGGUAAUAACGCGGAUAUGGUUGCGAAUGCUACGGCCAUGAAGCUCGCCGCCCUGUCGACGGUCAACAACCGAUUCGCCCUGGACGACGUGCGAAAGUACCGACGCGCUCGCUCCAACGAUGCUCCCGGCCAGGGCCAGAAUCCGCUAUCACCUGGCGCCCAGGGUCUUCCGCAAGGCGUUGUCAUGAUCAACGAGCACGGGCAGAUUUUGAACCGGGACCAUAUGAUAGCUCUGCAGCAGCAGAGCAUGGGGUUUUCCAACCACCGGUCGCGGCCCAGCUCGCCGGGAAUGUCGAUGCAUAGCUACGGGCAGGCGGCUUUCCCGUUCACGUCUCCUCAGACUAACGGCUUUCUGAGUGCGUACGACGGCGGACCCCAGCUGCUGAAUAAUGGACUGGCUCCAGUGAAUUUGGCUCAGUUUGGCCUCGGGGGCCACGAGGGAUAUCUCUCGGACCACUCGGACAUGACGCGGGGCCGAUCUCCGCGUGGUCGGAGGGGCAGCUCGAAGCCGCCUGAGGAUCCGACAGACCCGACUCUGUUGCAGGACAUCCCGAGUUGGCUGCGCAGUCUCCGUCUGCACAAGUACACGGACAAUCUGAAAGACAUGAAGUGGAUGGACCUCAUCGAGUUGGAUGACAAGCAGCUGGAGGACCGCGGGGUCAACGCCCUGGGCGCGAGACGCAAGAUGUUGAAGGUCUUUGAACAGGUUAAGGAGGCUCGGGACGUGGGUAAGCUGGCCUAG